UCAUGAUGAGCGCAGUCACGUCCCGAUUGUCCUACCAGCAGGAGAUGAAGGUCAGAUCCCUGCUCAACUAUGCUAAACUCAGUCUGCUGUACAAGGCCAGCAUCCACGGCUUCAGCGCCGCCUACUUCCACCAGAGAUGUGAUCGUCAGGGCCCGACUGUUACUGUAGCCUAUAACAAAUCAGGCUACAUUUUUGGAGGUUUUAUCAGUAAAGAUUACACUCAGACGAACCAGAACAUCGUUGAUGACAAAGCUUUCCUGUUCAGCUUCAAGGAGUUUGAGGUUAACCGAGCUCCUCUGCAUGUGGUCAGCAAUGCGGCCCAGCCCUCAUUCUACGACACCACCACCGGGCCCAACUUUAUUUCUCUGGUGUUUCUUUAUAAUAAUGCAGCUGCUGUUUAUAGCAAUCCAGGAACAUAUAACUUUAACCCCAUGGAGAUGUUUGGAAAUGAUCUACAGCUGCUGGAGUGUGAGGUCUACAGAGUGGAGGGUUAUGGGACGCUCAUGGAGAAACCCUGGAGGAACAUCGACUGGAAUGUGGAUAAGAGGAAGGUGCUGAUGGAGAAGAUUACCUCCUGGACUUCAGGAGUGAAGUCGGUGCAGACACCUCGGGUGUUGCUGGUUGGUGCUGUCGGAGCCGGUAAAUCCAGCUUUUUUAACUCCAUCAAGUCUGUGUUUAGAGGACAUGUGAGCUGCCACGCCAACGCGGGCAUCGCUGGCAUCAGCCUCACCACACAGUUCCGUGUACACACCAUUAAGGUGGGUGGAGGUAAAUCUUUACCCAUCACUUUGUGUGACACUAUGGGACUGGAGGACGGAACAAACGCCGGACUGGACAUCGACGACUACACCAGCAUUCUAAAGGGCCACAUUCAGGACAAAUACCAGUUUAACCCGUCAGUUCCGCUCCAGUCAGACUCUCCGUUCUUCUGUAAAGCUCCCACGCUGAAGGAGAAGAUUCACACUGUGGUCUACGUGAUGGACGCCUCCAAAAUUUCACUCAUGUCUGAGAAAAUGCUGGACAAACUGGUCGCCUUCCGCCGCAAAGCCAACUACCUGGGAAUCCCACAGCUGGUUGUGCUGACGAAGGUGGAUGAAGCGUGUCCUGCAGUAGCAGAAGAUCUAAAACGUGUCUACCAGAGUCACUUCAUUCAUAAGAUGAUGCAGGAGGCGGCGCUUCGUCUGAGCGUGUCUCUUUCUGCUGUGGUUCCAGUGAAGAACUACAGCAGAGAACUUGAGCUCAGUCCUGAAACCGACAUCCUGGUGCUUGACGCCGUUUUCCAGAUCCUCAGAACCAUCGAGAACUUCUUUGAUGAUCUCUCCUGCGAUGAGGAUUGAAACAUCAGAGAAGCUGCGGAAGAUCCUAGGGUUGGGUUUAGGGUUGAUGUUGGGUUAAGGAUUGUGGUUUUGGUUGGGGUCAGGGUUGGGAUUAGAGUUGGGGAAUAGUGUAUAGGGUGAUAUUUGGAACACAGCCCAGAGAAAUAACACACAUAUAAACACUUGCCACUGCAAAUCACAUCAGACACAAUUAACCUCAAACCUUACACUAACCCCUACACUAACCCCUACACUAACCCCUACUUUAACUCUUACAUUACAUUAACCAUAACCUUUACCCUGAACCCUUACACUAAUCUAAAGCUUCAUAUUAUAAAUGUGUAGAAUUUUAUUGCUCAAUGUAAACACACCAGCAGAAAUAAAGAA
Molecule: messenger RNA, 1703 nt
Organism: Trichomycterus rosablanca
Lineage: Eukaryota; Metazoa; Chordata; Actinopteri; Siluriformes; Trichomycteridae
Product: interferon-induced protein 44-like
Exons: 7
Coding region: 3-1337 (444 amino acids)
Biological process (GO): immune response
Source: RefSeq, a predicted model, not a curated record